CUCAUAGACUAGGAAUGACAGAUAACCAUUUGCAGUCUCACUGUCAGCGCCUCGAGUCAAGCGGCAUCAAAAGAGUUCUUCACAGAGCUAUUCCUAGAAUCUUGUUAAAUUCUUGAUACAAAAGGUGAAAUGUCAACAAAAGGGCCAAGCAUUAAACUGAAAAUUGAUCCUCGGGAUCUGCAGAUCCAGACGUUUACAGUGGAGAAAUUAUUGGAGCCAUUGAUAAUUCAGGUUACAACACUAGUGAACUGUCCAGAGAAUCCUUCUAGUAAGAAAAAGGGCCGUUCCAAAAGAGCUCGUGUCUUGCUAGCUUCUGUGGAAGAAGCCACUUGGAAUCUGUUGGACAAAGGGGAAAAAAUUGCCAAGGAAGCAGCUGUUUUUAAAGAGGAACUUCAUGCAGCACUUGCUGAUGUCCAGAAAGAGAGUCAAGCCUUAAAGGUAUCAGCAGAGGCAUUUACCAGUGAUCCCUGCUAUCUGCCUAAGAGGCAGGCUGUUGUCCAAGCAGCACGAUCCCUGCUCACAGCUGUCACAAGGCUUCUAAUUCUUGCGGACAUGGUUGAUGUGGCGUACUUACUGGAACAUUUAACUGUGUUUCAAAGAACAUUUGAAUCUUUAAGAAAUGUGUCCAAUAAAUCUGAUCUACAGAAAACAUACCAGAAGUUUCGAAAAGAUCUAGAAAAUCUUGAUUAUUUGGCCUACAAACGUCAGCAGGAUUUGAAAUCUAGCAAUCAGCGAGACGAAAUUGCUGCAGCACGUGCAUCCCUGAAGGAAAAUUCCCCUCUCCUACAUUCAAUAUGUUCAGCUUGUUUGGAACAUGCAGAUGUUGCAUCCCUUACAGCCAGUAAGGAUUCAAUUUGCAAUGAAAUACAGAACGCUCUCAAUGUAAUUUCUAAUGCUUCCCAAGGAGUUGGAAAUAAAAUAGGACAACCUACAUCUCACACAGCUACUCUUGGAAGUGCACUUGAUGAGCUUGAGAAUUUAAUUAACCUGGAUCCUCUUGUAGUGAAUGAAGAGAAAAUAAGGCCAUCACUAGAGAAACGCCUGGAAACUAUUAUCAGUGGAGCAGCUUUGCUAGCUGAUUCUUCCUGCACGCGUGAUUUUCAUCGAGAACGCAUCAUUGCUGAAUGCAACGCUAUCCAUCAAGCUCUCCAAGACCUGCUUUCUGAAUACAUAAACAAUACUGACAAGAAAGAAAGAAGUAAUGCCUUGAAUGUUGCAAUAGAUAGUAUGUGCAAGAAGACCAGAGACCUCCGCAGACAGCUCCGUAAAGCCAUUAUAGAUCACAUCUCAGACUCCUUCUUAGAUACCACUGUUCCCCUUUUAGUUCUCAUUGAAGCUGCUAAAAAUGGAAGAGAGAAAGAAAUAAAGGAAUACGCUGCUAUAUUUCGAGAACAUACCAGCAGGCUUGUGGAGGUUGCUAAUCUUGCUUGUUCAUUAUCAACAAAUGAAGAUGGAAUGAAAAUUGUCCAAAUGGCAACUAAUCACAUAGAGACUUUGUGCCCACAGGUUAUUAAUGCUGCUUUAGCUCUUGCUGCCAAACCAAAAAGUCAAGUUGUUAAAAACAACAUGGAGAUGUAUAGAAGUACAUGGGAGAAUCACAUCCGUAUUCUUACUGAAGCUGUGGAUGACAUAACAAGUAUUGAUGAUUUUCUUGCUGUAUCAGAAAGCCAUAUUCUUGAGGAUGUGAACAAGUGUAUCAUUGCAUUGAGAGAGCAAAAUGUGGACGAUUUAGAUCGUGCAGCAGGUGCAAUCCGAGGGCGUGCGUCAAGAGUAGCUCAUAUUGUUUCGGGUGAGAUGGACAAUUAUGAACCUGGAGCUUACACUGAAGGAGUCAUGACGAAUGUUCGAUAUUUGACCAAGACUGUGAUUCCAGAGUUUAUUGAUCAAGUAAAUAUUGCAUUGGAGAGCUUGAGCAAGAACACAGUUCAUCUAUUUGAUGAUAACCAGUUUGUGGACAUUUCUAAGAAAGUAUAUGAUACAAUUCAUAACAUCAGAUGCUCAGUCAUGAUGAUUCGGACACCUGAAGAGCUGGAAGAUGUGUCUGACCUUGAAGAAGACCAUGAUGCACGUAGUCGUACAAGUAUUCAGACUGAAGGGAAAACUGACAGGGCCAAGAUGACUCAACUGCCAGAGGCUGAAAAGGAAAAGAUAGCGGAGCAAGUGGCUGACUUCAAAAAAGUCAAGAGUAAGCUUGAUGCAGAGAUUGAAAUAUGGGAUGAUACCAGCAAUGACAUCAUUGUUUUGGCCAAGAGGAUGUGUGUGAUUAUGAUGGAGAUGACUGACUUCACAAGGGGUAGAGGACCACUGAAGAACACAUCUGAUGUAAUUAAUGCAGCAAAAAUGAUUUCAGAGUCCGGAUCAAGGAUGGAUGUCCUAGCACGGCUGAUUGCCAAUCAGUGUCCAGACCAAUCAUGCAAACAGGAUUUGUUGGCUUACCUGGAACAGAUCAAGCUGUACUCCCAUCAACUCAAAAUCUGCAGUCAAGUUAAAGCAGAAAUCCAGAACCUAGGUGGAGAGCUCAUCAUGUCUGCCUUGGAUAGCGUCACUUCACUAAUUCAGGCUGCCAAAAAUUUAAUGAAUGCUGUGGUACAGACAGUGAAGAUGUCUUACAUUGCAUCCACAAAGAUUAUCAAGAUUCAGAGUCCUACUGGCCCACGACAUCCUGUUGUGAUGUGGAGAAUGAAGGCUCCAGAGAAGAAGCCCCUAAUUAAAAGAGAGAAGCCAGAAGAAAUCUAUGCAGCUGUCAGAAAAGGUUCUGCAAAGAAGAGAAUCCAUCCUGUUCAAGUCAUGAGUGAAUUUAGAGGCAGAGAAGUAGUCUAAUAUUCUGCCACGUUUCAUGUUCCUAUCUUGAAUGGAUGAUUUUUUUCAUCUCUUACCCCACUUAUUUAAUAAUUAUAUAUGUUAAUGUUUUGCUUUUCUCUUAAUCUGUAAGAUAACACUUGCUUAAAUUAUUUGAAAAUGCUGUUGGAUUAAUUAGAGGCACGCAGCUGAAAAGAAAUGCCAUUCUCUUGCAGUGACAAACUAUCAUAUCUUUAUACUGGCAUGUUUUCAGCAAAGCACUUUGAGCGAUACAUUAUGGGAUUGUGCUGUAGUUGGAAAGAAGGAUGCAAUGUGUCAACCUGCCCAAAGUCAUACCGCAUCCACUAGGCUCAGCAUUCCUUCACCAGGGACGAAUGCGGCCAAUACUAAACUGCAUGUAUUUUAUGACACAGAGCUUUUUAAACACUGUGUUUCUUGGAUCAGAUCCUUUAUCAGCAUCAUCAAAUCUUGAUGCCAGCUGGGAGUCUGGGCCCUUAACAUGUAUCUAGAUAGAAAGAUCUAAAGAUCUCCCCUCAUCCAAGGCCCAGCCUUGGAAAUGUAAGUUUGAACGUGUUUGAUGAAACACAAAAAGUGUUUUAACAACAUGGAUGUAGUAAUGCAAUAAAAAAGCACUGACUGAAACAUAGCAGUAAUAAUAGCUCUUUAAACACCUUUUGAAACAUUAACAUUAAUCUGCGUUCUGCUCCCUGCUCUAUUCUGUGAGCCUAAUAAAUCUGCUGACUGUUACACUUGGAAGUCCAGAUAAAUCAGAUACUACUAAUAAAAAACUUUUCUAAUCACUGCACAAAAGAACAAAUAUGAAAUAUAUCAUUAUUCUGAGAUCAGUCUGUGAAUGUCUUGACUCUUAGGAAUGAUGAGAUUUUUGCAAGGUAACUGUAGUGAUUUAAAUUACUUUUCUUAUGACAGUAAAGUCCUAAAGGCAGAACUGUGCUGGUAAGUGACUUGCUAAAUGGCUGCACCAUCUCAAAGUGUGUAAUCAAGUUAAGUUCUAUUAGUCUGUGAUCACCACUAGCCUUAUGCAAGAUAUUUAGUGAAAGUAAUUUUUUUCUACAUCUGUUUGAAUCUGAAAUGCACUUGGACUGUUUUUUUUUUUAAAGAGUCUAACUUAACUUAUCUUCCCUGCCACGUCAUUAAGUUUUCCUAGAAUCCAAUUAUUACUCAGGAUGUCUUUGCUUGGCCAUUAAGUAGGUACUUCGGUGUGUUUUUUGAUAUUUGCUAAGGUGAAAGGGUUCCUGCAAAUGCCAGAACUUCAUGAUGUGUCAUUAUGCGGUGGUUCCAGACUGUAGGCUGCUGUUCCAUUAAUUUACAUGUUUUGCACAGCAGUGCACCUACCUAGGGCAAUAUGAACAGCAAAAAUAAUCAUAAACUGUGUUUUUCCUCUUGGGGGCCACUCUGUUUCUGAGCUCAGGACAGUGGAGCAGUACAAUUUCUAGGCUGUUGGUUCAGAAACCCCAUGAAACCUAUAGCGAUCAUGAAUUAAAAAUUUGACAGAUCAUCAUUCCACCUUCAAUAACUUUGUUACCCAUUAAAUGAAACGAAAGGAGAAAUUUGGAAGAAAAAAUGCUUAUUUCUAACUCAAAUUCCUUCCAGCACUUUUACAUCAAGAUCUCAGGAAUGCGUAUAGGUCUUCCCUAGUCUUCUUAGGGCUACAGACAGGGAAGCAGCUAGCAGUUAAGCGGAGCAGGCAGAGGUAUUAUGGAGCAGGUCAUAUAACCUACAUUUCAGUAGGUCUGCUGGCAGACUAAGCAGAGCUGAGAUAAAGAUUCUGUGUGGUACAGCGAUCAAGAGAGUGUACAUUACUGUCAUACCUUAAAGCCAAAAUCUCCAGGUAGUAUUUCACGUUCUGACCCAUCCCCUUAAACUGCCUUCUUCCUCAGCAAGGUACAAGUGGACAUAACCUUGUUUUGGGGAAUAUUACUCUCAAUAAAUUCUUGUCUCCAAGCUACACCUUUGGUAUAGAUCACCUUGACAUCAAAUGUUUGUAACUAAUGUCUUGUUAUCACGUUAUUAAUAAAAAGCAUGUACACCACUGAGAAGACAUCUUUUAGUGUUUCUGGAUUUUUUUUUUUUUUUUAAUGUCUCCUCAUUGGCCUCCAACUCUAGGGAAUACCAGUUCAAAAGCCUGCCAGGUUUGCUUCUAGGACUGCCAGCCUUCUGGCACACUACGUGUACUCUAUCAUUCUGGUUUAAUUGAGAGUUUUUCUAGCAUUAGUAUCACUAAAGCACAGUUUAUUGCUGAAUUUAAUGCUCCUUCCUGCAAUGCUAGCUUUCUUAUCUUGGCCAUGCUCAACAGCCAGUUUGAUUUCAACUUCUAAUACUAUUCCUAUUACAUAGGAAUUUAUUAGGCAAAAACAACCUCUAAAUGAACAAGAAUAUCAAACCCCACUGCUGAUUUUUAAAGACACAAAAGAAUGAUGAGUUAAUUAUAUCUAGGCUUCGUUUUCUUGUCUAAAUUCAAAGCCAAGUGAAAAUAUAUAACAAGGUAAAGUUUAUUCCUGCCUGAGGAGGCAGAUGGAUAAGAAAUAAAUUCUAGAGACUGUGAAAAGCCCAGUGUAUUAGCUCAUUAACCCUAUCAGCAGGUCUGUGAAACAGGGAACAACCACUUCUAUGUCAGUGUUAAUGCCAAAGGAGGAUGUGCUGCCUAGUAAGUUUUACUCAAAAGCAGCUAUUCAAUUCAUCCUGCAAUCUACUUAUUCCUUCCUAGCCCCUAAUUUGGGCAAUAUGAUUUUUUGUUGCUUUGAAUCUAUGUGUGCAUGAUGUCCAUAGCGUAUCAGCAUGUCCUCUGAAAAAUGUGCUUUUAGCUGCAGCUUUGCAAGGCCUUCUCAUCUCUGCAGCUCACAUUAUUUCAUUAGCUUGCCUUGUCCUCUCUUUAUCACCAUAUUUUGGAGCAAAGUACGAUGGACAAUUGAAGGCAAUUUUAUUUAAAAAUAAUCAGUAGAGCAUUAAAAUAUGAGAUUGUAUUUUGUAUUGUUGAAACACAUUAGUACAUUCAAGACCUUUCCACGAAUCCCAAAG
Molecule: messenger RNA, 5835 nt
Organism: Cuculus canorus (common cuckoo)
Lineage: Eukaryota; Metazoa; Chordata; Aves; Cuculiformes; Cuculidae
Gene: CTNNA3
Product: catenin alpha 3
Exons: 18
Coding region: 130-2820 (896 amino acids)
Biological process (GO): cell-cell adhesion; cell migration
Cellular component (GO): adherens junction; fascia adherens
Molecular function (GO): cadherin binding; beta-catenin binding; actin filament binding
Source: RefSeq, a predicted model, not a curated record